AUGGAAACUCCUCCGUCGCAGCAAGGCGUAGUAAAGAAGAAGGAAACGCGAGGGCGAAAACCUAAACCAAAAGACGAUCAACAACAACAAACAUCUGCCAAGACACUGAAAGAAGCGAAAAAGGCGCAACUACUACAACAGCAACAACAGCAACAACAGCAACAGCAGCAACAACAACAACACCAAGCUUCCGUAGACGAGAAAUACACCCAAUGGAAGUCUCUCGUUCCCGUUCUCUACGAUUGGCUUGCGAAUCAUAACCUCGUUUGGCCUUCUCUCUCUUGCAGGUGGGGUCCUCAGCUUGAACAAGCUACUUAUAAGAAUCGGCAGAGGCUUUAUCUUUCCGAGCAGACUGAUGGUAGUGUCCCGAAUACCUUGGUGAUUGCGAAUUGUGAGGUUGUGAAAACUAGGGUUGCAGCUGCAGAGCACAUUUCACAGUUUAAUGAAGAGGCUCGCUCUCCAUUUGUGAAGAAGUACAAGACCAUAAUACAUCCGGGCGAGGUGAACAGAAUUAGGGAAUUGCCGCAAAAUUCUAAGAUAGUGGCUACUCACACAGACAGCCCUGAUGUUCUCAUUUGGGAUGUUGAAAGUCAACCUAACCGUCAUGCUGUCCUUGGAGCUACAAACUCUCGUCCAGAUUUGAUAUUGACCGGACACCAAGACAAUGCUGAGUUUGCUCUUGCAAUGUGCCCAACUGAGCCUUAUGUCCUUUCAGGAGGAAAAGAUAAAACAGUGGUGUUGUGGAGUAUUGAAGACCAUGUAACAUCUGCGGCUACGGACAAAUCUGGUGGAUCCAUUAUCAAACCGAACUCUAAAUCUGGGGAAGGCAAUGAUAAAACUGUUGAUAGCCCUUCUGUCGGGCCAAGAGGUAUCUACUCUGGGCACGAUGAUACUGUUGAAGAUGUGGCCUUUUGCCCUUCUAGUGCACAGGAAUUCUGUAGUGUUGGAGAUGAUUCUUGUCUCAUAUUAUGGGAUGCACGUGUUGGCUCUAGUCCUGUUGUUAAGGUUGAAAAAGCUCACAAUGCCGAUCUUCACUGUGUUGACUGGAAUCCCCAUGAUGAUAAUCUGAUUCUUACUGGGUCGGCAGAUAAUUCUGUUCGCUUGUUUGAUCGGCGCAAUCUCACCUCUAAUGGGGUUGGGUCUCCUAUUCAUAAAUUUGAGGCUCAUAAAGCUGCUGUUCUUUGUGUUCAGUGGUCUCCAGACAAAUCAUCUGUAUUUGGAAGUUCAGCAGAAGACGGUCUCUUAAACAUUUGGGAUUAUGAGAAGGUUGGUAAAAAGAUUGAGCGAGCUGGAAAAAUAAUAAACUCUCCUCCAGGGUUGUUUUUCCAACAUGCUGGUCAUAGAGACAAAGUUGUUGACUUCCACUGGAAUGCUUAUGAUCCAUGGACAAUUGUAAGUGUGUCUGAUGAUUGUGAAAGUACUGGUGGAGGGGGAACAUUGCAGAUAUGGCGCAUGAGUGAUUUGCUCUAUAGACCAGAGGAUGAGGUUUUGGCAGAGUUGGAGAAAUUCAAAUCUCACGUGGUGGCUUGUGCUGCAAAGACCGAUACAUAA
This is a messenger RNA of Lathyrus sativus (Indian pea), 1551 nucleotides long. NCBI's taxonomy places the organism in Eukaryota, Viridiplantae, Streptophyta, Magnoliopsida, Fabales, Fabaceae. The record is from the annotation of a GenBank genome assembly.